Messenger RNA from Malania oleifera, 910 nucleotides. Its product is annotated as peptidyl-prolyl cis-trans isomerase CYP19-4. Gene Ontology annotation, biological process: protein peptidyl-prolyl isomerization; protein folding. The record is from RefSeq and is a predicted model, not a curated record. The transcript is spliced from 7 exons. The coding region runs from base 164 to 787 and encodes 207 amino acids. Gene Ontology annotation, molecular function: peptidyl-prolyl cis-trans isomerase activity. NCBI's taxonomy places the organism in Eukaryota, Viridiplantae, Streptophyta, Magnoliopsida, Santalales, Ximeniaceae. Gene Ontology annotation, cellular component: intracellular membrane-bounded organelle.
ACUCUUCUAGCGUGGGCUACUGGAACGCCUCCCUUCAACCAAUAGCAUUUGCUUGGAACGCAAAAUCGGACACGUGUCAAAUUCCAAUUGGUAAUGCCGGGGAGCUCUUGCAUCCUAUAUAAACGCGCACUGUCUCGUCAUCGAGCACGGAGCAGAAAGAGCGAUGGCGAGAACGGGGUUCAUUUCCGUUGCACUGCUAUGGACUUUGGUUCUGUUUGGAACCCUAGCUGUCAUUCAGGCAAAGAAAUCGAAAGAGGAUUUGAAAGAAGUGACUCACAAAGUAUUCUUUGAUGUUGAGAUUGAUGGAAAACCUGCUGGUCGAAUAGUUUUUGGUCUCUUUGGGAAGGCUGUUCCUAAGACUGCAGAAAAUUUCCGAGCACUCUGCACAGGGGAGAAGGGUGUAGGAAAGAGUGGGAAACCUCUGCAUUACAAGGGGAGCACAUUCCACAGGAUCAUUCCUAGCUUUAUGAUCCAAGGUGGUGAUUUCACACUUGGUGAUGGAAGAGGUGGAGAAUCUAUUUACGGUGAAAAGUUUGCUGAUGAGAAUUUCAAGUUGAAGCAUACCGGACCAGGGCUGCUGUCAAUGGCCAAUGCUGGUCCAGACACAAAUGGCUCGCAAUUCUUCAUCACAACAGUGACAACUAGCUGGUUGGACGGCCGACAUGUUGUAUUCGGGAAGGUGCUCUCUGGAAUGGAUGUGGUUUACAAGAUGGAAGCUGAAGGGAAGCAGAGUGGCACACCAAAAUCCAAAGUUGUGGUUGCAGACAGCGGGGAACUUCCUUUAUGAUUUCCCUCUUUUUUGUUCUUUCUUUCCAGCAUGUUUCGUGAGGGUAGCAGCUUGUUUUUAUUUCCUCACCUAUAAUUGAGAACCUCUUUCGAAGAUGCAAUCUCAGAUAAUCUAAUUUGCGCA